This is a messenger RNA of Didymosphaeria variabile, 846 nucleotides long. RefSeq lists its product as uncharacterized. NCBI's taxonomy places the organism in Eukaryota, Fungi, Ascomycota, Dothideomycetes, Pleosporales, Didymosphaeriaceae. The record is from RefSeq and is a predicted model, not a curated record. The coding region runs from base 1 to 846 and encodes 281 amino acids. The transcript is spliced from 4 exons.
AUGGUCUUCGCAAUUCAGUUGCUCGUUAGUGUCAAGGAGUUCAACUUCGGUUUCAGUGGAAUGUCUUUGACAAUGGAGCAAUCUGUGGAGAGCUCAAAGCUGGGACUUGCUGUGAUUGCGGUGUACAAGACCAUCGUCACAUUGAUCAAGGCCUCUAUACUCAUGAUAUACCUUCGCCUGUCUGUUACCAAGGCCUUUGAAUGGCUUUGCAAAGGUAGCAUCUACCUUCUGUUCACGUACCAAGCAAUCGUCAUCCUCAUCAUACCCUUGGAGUGUAUCCCACUUCUCACAUCUGCCUUCCACAUCUUCAUGGACAUAUGGAUCUUACUGCUUCCGUAUAAGCUGAUCUUCUCCAUUCCUCGUCCUACACGAGAGAAAUGGGCAGUCUAUGCCGUCUUCGGUCUCGGUGCCUUUAGCACCAUCUGCGCGGUCGUCCGCUUCUACUUUCUCGUUGUCGCGCUCCACUCCAUGGACCCGUACUACGACUCUCUUGGCGUCAACGUCUGGAGUAUUAUCGAAGUCAAUGUCGGAAUCAUCUGCGCCUCGAUGCCCACUCUCCGCCCGCUCCUUUCCAGAGCUCAGCGCACACGUACGAGACAAGCCUUGAAGAUACCAGAGAAGAGCGAAAAGCUGUCCAGCCCCCGUAGCAGCAAACGAGGAGGUCUAUUGCAAGCAAAGGAGAUGUUCAUCACCUUAGGUACUCUUACUGCCGGGACAUUCAAGAGCUCGAAAGACUCAGUGUACGACGAGGAGGAGUGGCGUGACGAAAAGCCCCCUCCGGUGCCACCUAAGGAUGUGAAGCCACCGAAAAUUUCGUAUCCCGAUAUGGCUUACCGGAGGGUUUGA